Molecule: messenger RNA, 7549 nt
Organism: Podarcis lilfordi (Lilford's wall lizard)
Lineage: Eukaryota; Metazoa; Chordata; Lepidosauria; Squamata; Lacertidae
Source: the annotation of a GenBank genome assembly
AUGCCGCGGGGGCGAAGCAGGCCCGGCCCAAGCAGCGGGGCCCGCGGGCAGCCGGUGCUAAGCAAGUUCUUCCAGGCGGCGGGAUCCCUCCGGGCAACCGCUUCCUCCUCGGCUGCCGCCGCCGCCGCCGCCGAAGAGGAGGAGAGAAGCGAGGGCUGUAUGGCGGCUGCAGGGGUUGAUCCGCACACGGUGCGUGGGAAGCGGGUGGCGGCGUUUGGGUGCCUGAGCCUGACUUGACGUAAAACCUCCUCAAAGCACGUUUCUUUUCUCCGGCUGCUCCGUCCCCGCCUUCUAAUCUUUCAAUCCUGUUUCGCGGUGCAGGAAAAAGCGACCCCUUCUUCGCCCCCCGCGACGCCGCAGUUCGAGCAGGGGCCUCUUCAGUACUUCCAGAACUAGGGUUCCCCCUCAGCCUUGUUCUUUGAGCAGGGCUUGGUUUUCUAGGGUGCUCUGCAUUCUGCCCUUGGGUGCUCUGACGAGCCAAACGCAAGGAUAGACUUGUAGGCUGAUGCAGCUUGACUUGCUCAGAGGGCAGCUAGAAGAAAUUAACUGAAUGUAUUGAAAAGAGUUGAUCGUUUUCCUCGACAACCUGUUAAAGGCUGAGUUUGAUGCAUUUGUAUGCCCCCCCCCAUAUUAAAUAGCUGCUGGUGUUGUUCUUAUUACUUUGUAUCCCCUCACCUCUGUGCUCUGUAUGGGGGAACUGUCGCUAGUUGGGAGCAUGCAAUGCAAUUUAUUGGUUGACAGCAAACGGAUUAAAGAAACUCAACAGUUGCAUUGAAUACUUUUAGCCACGAUUGUUAAAAGAAACCUCCAGGCUCCCCAGCAGUAUGCUGCUGAAUACUAGGGAGCCAAGGACACGGAGUGUGCCUUCAAGCCCUGUUUGUGGUCUUGGCAGAAACAGCUAGUUGACCACUGCUAAAUGUAACUUUGAUCUGAUCAAUCAGGGCUGUUAUGUUCCAUUAAGGAACUCAUACAGGAAGAAAUACUUUUUUCUGGUAGCUAAUAAGUUAUGUGUAUUAAGCUGUGUAUAUGUCUGAUUGGACAAAUGAACUUGAUAGUGCCCCAGGGAUUUGAACCCAGCUUUUUGUUCUGAUGCAAAACAGGGAGUGUAGGUUUACAUCACACUUUUUAGCCCUGUGACUGUUAAGUCUGGAUUGCCCAAUGUGCCCUGUUGAUAGAAUCAUAGAAUUGUAGAGUCGGAAGGGACCCAGAGGGUCAUCUAGUCCAACCCCCUGAAAUGCAGGAAUCUCAGCUAAAGCAUCCAUGGUAGAUGGCCAUCUAACCUGUGCGUAAGAAACUCCAAGGAAGGAGAGUCUGUGGAGUGGCUACCCUCCAGUGCAGGAGAAAAUGCAGUGAAGGCUACCCUCUAGUGCAGCUUGCUCCAUCUUCCAUGUGACAGCCCUUUAGAUAUUUGAAGAUGGCUAUCAUAUAACCUUUCAGCCUCCUCUUUUCCAGGCUAAACAUACCCAACUCCCUCAACUAUCCCUCAUAAGGCUUGGUUUCCAUACCUUUGAUUAUCUUGGUCACCUGCCUCUGCAGUGUUCUUAAAUUGUGGUGCCCAGAACUGGACACCACAGUAUUCCAGGUGUGGUCUGACCAAGGCAGAAUAGAACAGUAUUACUUCUCUUGAUCUGGAAUCGGUAGUAUGUUGCUGCACCACAAUUCCAAUAAUCCCUGAUCAUUAACCCUGCUGAUUGAGGUUGAUGUGAGCUGUAUUUCAAGAUAACCCAGAGGUCACCACAUUGGCUAUCUUGGGUUUAUGUGAUUUUGGCACAUCAGGUCUCUUACGUAUUUGUAACCAGUCUCAGAGGGUUCUUGAGAAUGAAUACAAAUGAGAAAAACUGCAAACAUAAGCAUAUUUUCUUGUUGAAUUAAGUGAGGUUUAAAUUAAAGUAAAUGUGUUUUUAAGAUAGGAAUGACAAAUUGCAACACAUUUUGCAAAUAUAAAAUGCUGUAGGAAUUAUUGUUAUAUGAGCCUUGUGGAAUUUAAAGACAUUUUUAUUUCUCCAGGCCUGUGAAAGGGGAUUGAUAUAUUUAGGCACUGUAGUCUUUAUAGUUGUCAUUUUAAUUAUUGUAUUUUGUGCAUGAUUUUAUUUAAUUUCAUUUUCUUAUGGCAUCUUGGGCAUUCUUUGAGGAGGAACAGCAAGAUAUAUUUUGAUAAAACCAAUAAAAGUGAAGCUUCAGUUUACUGCUAUCUGUCAGGAAGACUGCAGAUGUUACUGUUCAUUUAGUACAUUCCUCUGGUGAGAGGCAGUAAAUGUGAGUUUAAGGCUCACUCCUAAUCACACUCUGGAUAGACUGUCCCAUUCUAAAAUUUUCUUGCUUUUUAGUGGUAUGGUAAAAUUAGUUUGGAUUUUCAUACUGUAUCAUUGAUUUCUGUCAUUUUAUAUGACAACGAAAGAUAAAAAUCUAAUGAUUAACAUAUUUUAGUUGGUAAAUAAAUACUGGGGCACACAUUGCACUCCAAAGUUAAAUGUGUAGGGUAUAAUGGAUUGUGUGGUUACUGCAUAGAAACUUAGCUAACUUUUCAUUUCGCCUUAUGGUCUUAUCAGAGAGAUUUUAUUACUACAGUUUAUAUCUCCUUUUUUCCAAGAUGCUCAAGAAUUCUCUUUUAUUCUUACAGCAAACCUGUGAGGUAGGUUAGGCUGAUAAACUAAUGAGCUUCAUUGCUGGGUAUGGAUUUGAACCUUGGUCUCUCGGGUCCUAAUCCAAUACUAACCGUUGCACCACCCUGUCUCUCAUAACUGUGUCCAGGCUUUAUUAUUAUUAUUAUUAUUAUUAUUAUUAAAUAUUUUCUUGAUUUACAAAAGUGUGUGCAAUGUCUCUCGUAUAUUUCCCCCCCAUGUAACAUUUUUACAAGUCAGUUUCAUUUGUUGAGACAUUGGGAAGAAAAGGGGGAAAGAGGUGGAGGGGGAAAAGAUGAGUGAGGGUGGGGUCGGGUGGCAAUGUUUCUAUUUACUUACUGUAUGUAGGGUUUGGUGUCAGCGUUGCUUGUGCAGGUUCUUUGCUGUUCACUUGUGUUCCUUUGGUGGUGAGAGAGGUUGGGGUUGGCCUAGGGUGUGGUUGUGCCCAGGCUUUUGUCUAAAUUACUGACAUUUGGGGGUGAGGGCAAAAGGACUGCCAGUUAUGUCCUGGCAGCUGACUGUCAGAUACAGCCUUCUAAAUCUUGCACGCUGAUAAACCUUGCAUGUUCAACUUUUAAAAGUUUUGGACUGCAUUCUAUCUUUUGGGAAAAAGCAGCGAUGGUAAAAACUUUGUUUUAAAUGAAAACUAAAAUCUAUGACUUGUGGGAAAGACUUGUGGGUCUUUCACCAAUCAUACUGUGGAGAUACAUUGGGUUGUAUCCAACAUUAGUCAUACUCAGACCUAUUGAAAUCAAGUUUCAGUGGACCUUCAUGAGUAUGACUAAUGUUGGAUAUCACCCAUUGAUUUCAGUGGGUCUAAUUUCAAAUAAUUACAGUAAAGAGCUCUUCAUGAUAGUUUGUUCUGAAUCUUUGAUUGUUCUCUACUUAUCUUCAAACUGAUUCCAGAGUCCAAACAGACUGAAACUGUUUGAAAUAACAUUUUGCAGACUCAUGAACCUGAUGGGAAAAAGAGAAGAGUUGUUAGAAACCAAGAACAUGCGGACAUAUGUUCAAAACUUCUGCAGAGUAGAAGAAAAGAAGAGGUCAAUAGAGUGAGUACUCUCAACACUGGUAAGUUUUCAGUAAAGUAGCUGGUUAUAAUUAAAAUCAAGAAUUAAAGGUAAAGGACCCCUGACAGUUAAGUCCAGUCGCAGACGACUCUGGGGUUGUGGCGAUCAUCUCGUUUUACAGGCCGAGGGAGCCGGUGUUUGUCUGCAGACAGUUUUUCCGGGUCAUGUGGCCAGCAUGACUAAGCCACUUCUGGCGCAACAGAACACUGAAACCAGAGCAGUGCACGGAAACGCCAUUUACCUUCCCGCUGGAGCGGUAUCUAUCUUGCACUUUUUUUAGCGUGCUUUCGAACUGCUAGGUUGUAAAGCUACAGCAAGAACAGCCUCAGAUACAUAUUUGAGGCAGAGAGCUGAGGGAUGGAGAGCAUGACUGCCUCCAUCCCAAGCAGAAAAGGAGAGUGGAGGGGAACAGGAAAUAAGCCUUACUUUCUCCCUCUUUGCAGAAGGGGGCAUACAGAGCCUGCUCUAGUAAUUUAGAACUCUCUGAUCCUUAACCCAUUCACAUGCUCACUAGCAUUGUUAGGUUUACUGCAAAUCCCCCACAAUAGGAACAUAUGAAGCAGUCUGUCACAGUCCAAUGACUGGUUCAUCUUGCUCAUUAUUUUCUAUUCUAAUUGGUCAUUACUUUCCAGGGUUUCGGACUGGAGAAUUUCCCAGCCCUUACCCAAAGAUGCUGGGAAUUGAACCUGGAACCUUAUGCAUGCAAAACAUGUUUUCUACCACCGAGCUACAUGUACUGAGUCUGAGACCUUCUCCUGACCUGCCUAUGCAUAGAUGUGAAGGGGGGAAAUUGUGGCUAUGAUAGACUUUUUUUUUGUCGUUUAGUCGUUUAGUCGUGUCCGACUCUUCGUGACCCCAUGGACCAGAGCACGCCAGGCUCUUUAGUUAGCUGAUAAAACCCAUAAUGCAUUAUAUUUAGUACUUAUAACUUAUUAAUAUUAACAACAGUAUAUUGUAUUAGAAGCAUUGUUAUUUCAGUUACUAAUAACGAAUGUAGUACCAUCAGUAUGUAUAGCACAAGAGGACAGGUCCUUGUCCUGAGAGAACUUACAACCUGAAAUUUGACAUAGAGGAAGCAGAAUGGAAAGGGGAAGUAAAGGGAGGCAUAGGCAUGUAAGCAAUAUGAGCUGAUUUCACCUGCACAUGCUUAGGGUUAGUAACAUUCUUAUGUGGGGUUUGAUGAGGUAUUUGAACAAAAGACUACAUAGAUGUUAUCAGGCAGUUCCAAGCAAUGGGGAUAGAGCCGAGGACCUUGGAUGAUGGAGGGUGGUGGAACUAGAGAACUAAAGAUCACAGGCAGGAGUGAGAGAAAGGAUAACACAGAGGACAUUGAAAGUUAGGGCAAGAAGCUUUUGCUAGAUCUGGGAGCAGACAGAAAGCCAGCAUAGAUAUAUAAGGAGUGAUGUCAUGUGCAGAGUGACCGGAGGGCUGAUUGCCUUUGCUGAGUGGGGCAGAGGAAUAAUAGAAUCAUAGAAGUGUAGAGUUGGAAAGGACCCAGAGGGUCAUCUAGUCCAACCUUCUCCAAUGCAGGAAGGGCCAUAUUCUUGCAGUGUUAUAAAGGACCAUGUAUUUGCAAUGCUAUAAAGGGAGAAGUGAUGCAACUUGACUUCAGAGUGAAUAUGGAGAACAAAUGAGAGAGAGGAGCCAUAGACAAUGCCAUCCUGUGUGCCUUUUAAACAUUCAGGUAACACUGUCCUUGGAUAAGGAAAACUUAUGUGGGGAAGAAAGCUUAGGAGGGAAAAUAAGAAAUUUGACCUUGGGCAUGUUGAGUUUGAGGUGAAAAUCUUCUGUUUGUUUAUUUGUUUGUUUAUAUUUGCUGACAAAGGAGAGCCAAACAAAUCUACCAGUUCCCAAAUAUGUUCAGAAACCUUAGAUAAACUGCGAAAGUUCUCUUUCAAUUUGGAGCGUCCAAGAAAAAGAAUUCAUUCGGAGACUCUUCAUGGAAGUCACUCUGUGGAUUUAAGCAAGUACCAGCAUUCUAUGGUUGGAAACAAUUGUAUAAAUGGCUCUCAACAUUCUCACGACAUUAACAAGGCAAGUAGUCCCCACCCUGCUCCACAGUACUUUUACAUUCAGUUAUUAAAAAUAUGUUACUUAUGUGUUUCUUCAUGGAUUAGGCCACCAGCCCUUACAAAUGCAAGCAGCAGUGAAUACUGGCAGCAUAAUAUUUAUAAAUCCGGAGACAGGCUGUUCUGUGUUUCAAGUUAGAGGUCAGCAGAAAAUAUUGAAUGGGAUGACUGUGGUUACAGUACAGAGGAGUCAGUAAGAGAGAGAGAGUUUUGUUUCAACAUUCACUCACUUGAUCUCAAAUUGCUUUUAAGUUCUCCAUUUAAAAAUAUGGGUAUGAUGCAUUAAUAAGGAAAAUUGCUGAUAAAAAACCUGUGUGUGUGAUUUUACAUUGACUUUACAGUUAAUUGAUUCUGUGGCUGAUGGUUCGCUAGAGAAGACAAUGAGCUGAAAGCCAGUUAUUAAUGAAGACAUUUUAAAGUACAUAGCUAGUGGAAAGAUAACGCCCUUGUAUAUUUAUCAUAAUUUAGUAAUGUGCCAAAAAACAUUAUUAUGAGUCAAAUAAUUGUUAAUCCUAAAGGUAUGUGAUGAUUUCCAAAUUCAGUUUAUGUGGUUAUUAAUCCUUCUUGAUAGUGGCAGAGUUUUCUUGAAAACUAAGCAAAGGGUAGGCAACCUUUUUCAACCCAGGGGCCACAUUUCCUAUUGGACAACCUUCUGAGGUCCACAUGCCAGUUAUGCAAGGGCAUAAUAGAGCCAGAUAAAAGCAUUUAAAGAAAUUGCAGAAUAUGACUGGUGAGGCAAAUAGCCUAGGGAGAAGGGGUGUAGCCUAGGGAGAAUUGUGAGGACCAGACAGAGGGACCUACAAAGCCACAUUCAGGUUCUGGGCCUAAAGUUUUCCACCCCUAGAUUAAGCCAUUAGUUUUCCAGAUUUUAUAGAUUCAGAUUGGUAAUGUAUCAGUUCAUGACUAGCUUUUCUUCCGCUCCUUUAUAGGAACAUCUAACAGACUUUGGGUUGUGUUCAAAUAUUUUUUACUUGCAACAAACCCAUUAAAAUUAAUGGCUAACUUAAGUGUAUGAAUUUCAGUGGGUCUGUUCUGAAUAAAAGUUAGCUUAAUACAACCCUUUAUGUUGCAAUAUGUUCACUACACAUCUGAAAAAUUGCAUAUUCUAUGUAAAAAAUGAUUUAGGGGACCAGCUUUCAUAAACUGGAAAAAGAGUUUUUUGAUAUACCAGCAUUGAAUAACAAAGAUACAAUAUGCAAACAAGGAAGCUGGUAAAAAUGUGUUGUGGGCUAGAACAUUUUGUUGAAGUAUUUUGGGAAUUCAUCUUACUGCCUUGUCAAACUUUCUAUUUCUGAUUUCAUGUUGGAGCCAGACUUGCCACCUUAUCACUGAUUUAUGGGCUGGGAAGGAAGUAAGUUUUAAAGUUAAAAUGUUGGGUUGGAAUUCAAACUUGGGUGGAAUUCUAGAUUCACUUAUUAUUUCUUGCUGGAAAAUGUGACAUCUAAUGAAGUGAAUCAUACUGUUUUUACUAACUGUGUAAUUGUGUUUUUCUUCAUUCUUGUUUGAUCUCUUCUGCUCACAGGAAGAAAUGUGUCUAGAUAAAAGCCAGUUUUCUUCCUCUGAUAUGAGUUUGGAAAACACUCAAUAUGCAACUGAUACUACUCUUAAAAAAAGAAGCAAAAGUGUGUAUACACCCCUUGAGCUCCAGUUCCUAGAAAUUAAAAAUCAGUAUAAGGAUGCUAUUUUGUGUGUUGAGUGUGGUUACAAGUACAGAUUUUUUGGAGAAGAUGCAGAGGUAAAGGACUUCUAUCAACCACAUUGUUUUACAGUUACACACUGUUGCUAUUAA